Capsicum annuum is the source of this 1189-nucleotide messenger RNA. Its product is annotated as CBS domain-containing protein CBSX3, mitochondrial. NCBI's taxonomy places the organism in Eukaryota, Viridiplantae, Streptophyta, Magnoliopsida, Solanales, Solanaceae. The record is from RefSeq and is a predicted model, not a curated record. The coding region runs from base 201 to 869 and encodes 222 amino acids. The transcript is spliced from 6 exons.
GUAAAAUUCAUGUUAAACAGACAUGUUUUUUUUUCCUGAUUUAGUAGUUCAAGAAAAGAACACAAAAAUGGAACUCAUAUAAAUAACUAAAGGAGAGAACUCAUCCUUCUCUUGUAACCUUUUUGCUUGAGCGUAUAAUCAUCAUUAGCUGAGGCAAAAUUGCCAAUUGAAGAUAUUCUUUCCCCAUCUUAAGGAACACAAUGCAAGGCCUUAUGCGCGUUGUUAGAUCAUGCCAUGAAAAGCUCAAGGUUACAAUUCUACAGCACCCACAAUUCAAAAGCGCGAAUGAGAUGAACAAAGUAUUCGCAAGAUUUGGACGUGUCAUCUCCUUCCCAACGAUGCAGAGCAAAGAAGCCAAUGACAUAAUUGUUGCAGAAUCUUCCACAAUGCAACAAAAGGGGUUAGAGAAUACAACAGUCGCCGAUGUACUAAUGAUAAAAGAUGAAGAAAAAGGUAACUCGUGGCUUUUUUGUCGGACAAAUGACACAGCGUAUGAUGCCAUCAAGAAAAUGGCAGCAAACAACAUCGGGUCUUUGGUGGUUCUAAAGCCCGGAGAGAAUCAGCUUAUAGCUGGAAUUAUAACAGAAAGAGACUAUCUGCGGAAGGUAAUUGUACAGGAUAGGCCAACUAAAUACACAAGAGUCGGAGAUAUCAUGACCGAACAGAGCAAGCUGAUAACCGUUACAUCCGACACAAACAUUCUUAAAGCAAUGCAGCUCAUGAGUGAGCAUCACAUACGACAUGUUCCAGUGAUCGAUGGGAAGGUGAUAGGCAUGAUUUCUGUUGUGGAUAUUGUAAAAGCAGUGGUGGAUCAACAAACUGGAGAAGUGAAGCAACUGAAUCAAUUCAUCCGAGGAGAUUACUAUUGAAAACAAUAUUUAGCAACCUCAAAACUUUGUUUGUUGAUAGACAUGAAAAACUAUUACCAAAACAAUGCUGUCAUUUCUCAGGAUAUUUCUCUAUAUAUCUGCUAAAACACUUUCUUCUGCUACUACUAAUACCUGGAGUUUUGUCUCGCGCCUCUAGGUAUCCUCUACCAACUCACCUGUGACUGUUUUGGGUACACAUGUUAUCCUCUAGCUCGAAGUCGUUUAAAUUGUAAACAGUAAACAUGUGUGUUUAAAUUUUAAAUCAUUGUGUAUUUUACUAAACUAAUUUUUAAAUGAUACUUUGGAACUUUUACUACUAA